This is a messenger RNA of Salvia splendens (bonfire salvia), 768 nucleotides long. Its product is annotated as ubiquitin fusion degradation protein 1 homolog. The record is from RefSeq and is a predicted model, not a curated record. Gene Ontology annotation, biological process: ubiquitin-dependent protein catabolic process; ERAD pathway. Gene Ontology annotation, cellular component: VCP-NPL4-UFD1 AAA ATPase complex. Gene Ontology annotation, molecular function: polyubiquitin modification-dependent protein binding. Bases 1 to 768 code for a protein of 255 amino acids. The transcript has a single exon. Lineage: Eukaryota; Viridiplantae; Streptophyta; Magnoliopsida; Lamiales; Lamiaceae.
AUGUCUGGGUGGGAAUCGAGCGAUGAGCCGAGUUUGUUGGAAGAAGUUCUGAUGUGCCUCCCCUUCGACACGUACCGCAAUCCGGAGCUGGAAUCGGGCAACAAGGUGGUGCUUCCACCAUCGUGUCUGUCCCGGCUGAAAGACAUGGGCGUCCGGUUCCCUUGGUUGUUCAAGAUUGAGUCGUUCAAGUCGGAGAAAAGCUCCCACUGCGGUGUGCUGGAGUUCUGUGCGGACGAGGGGUUUGUGUACGUGCCGCGGUGGAUGAUGGACAACUUGGGGAUCGGAGAGGGGGAGGAUGUGAUCCUGCGGGACGCAUGGGCGAUGAUGGGGACGCGGAUGAAGCUGCAGCCUCACGAGGGCGCAUUCCUGGAGGUGGGGGAUGUGAGGGGGGCGCUGGAGGGGGCGCUGAGGGGGUUCUCGUGUUUGAGUAAGGGGGAUACGAUUGGGGUGAGGUGUGGGGAGAGGGAGUUUUUGGUGGAUGUGCUCGAUGUGGGCCCCGGCGGAGAUGUUAUCUCUCUUAUUGACACAGAUUGCGCCGCCGAGUUUGCUACGCCCUUGGACUACUACCUCAACAAGGAGGAGGAGGAGGAGGAGGAGGAGAAGGAGAGGGAAGGAGGGGUGUUUAGGGCGUUCUCGGGAGUGGCGAGGCGACUGGAUGGGGGGAGGUGCGCGGUGGCGGUGAAGAAGAAGAAGAAGGAGGACAAAGAUGAUGAUCAGGAGUUUAAACCAUUUAGUGGAAGAGGUCGUCUCCUUGGGGGACCUUUCUAA